AUGUCCAUCCCCCACCUCACGGCGGAGGAGAUGGCCUACUACGCCUCGCUCAGCCUCGCCGACCCCGAUGAAGCGGAGCUGGCAGCAUUUUUAGCAGGCACCCAGCAGGAGCACGAGGGCCACCCCAGAGAGACCGGGGCCGCUUCAUCAAGCACUGCGCCAUCCGCCGGUAAGAACGGAAGUACACUUAUCAUGUCACGCUGCGCGCCGACAUGUGAGCGCUUCGACAGCAGUGACGUCGAGGGCCUUCCACCUCGAUGUGCUGUGGUGCCUGUCAAUCGAUGGCAAUCCUCCACCUUCGCGUCCACAACACUGGCAAGGUGGCUGUCGUCUGCAGGGCUCUUCCCUGAGCCGAAGCCAGCUACUCCGGACAACAGUACUCGCUACGGUAUCACACAGGUGCUAGAGAAAGACAACCUGGUGGGCGGCGUAGCAGGCAUUGCCGAUGCCGCACUGCAGACACGAUACGUUGAUCUUCCAGCUAGGCAGCUCACCUCCGUUGCCUCCAUCCAGUGUUUCUUGAACGCCACGCAUGUGUAUCUUCAGCACAACGCACUGACUAGCCUGGAAGGCGUUGAGCUGCUCUCUCAACUCCGGGUGUUGGUGGUGCACCACAACCAACUCACCUCGCUCGCUCCACUGCAGCAGCUGGACAACCUCUUCUACCUCGACGUGAGCCACAACAACCUGAGUUCCUCGGUGGACGUACUGCUGCGCAACGAGCUCCCUUGCCUGUGCCUUAAAAGUCUGAACCUCUCCGACAACCCAUGUUGGUACCGGUGCGGUGGGAGAGCGAGUGAUGUCGAUGGAGGAAAGCAGCCCCGCACGUACGUGCAGCAGAUGUGCGCCGCCUGCCCACUGCUCGAGCGGCUCGACGACGUAGACAUUGACGACGGCGAGGAGGUGGUGCAGCACAGUGACAGCAGCACUGAAAGCGAUGUGAGUGACGCGCUUGUGCGGCAGUCCACCGGCGCUCUACCGUCUCGACCCAGAUCUAUCGCCAUUAGGCGUGUGCACGACGCCGUGGAAGCUGCUCGUGCAGCCAGCCUUCGAGCAAGUGUGCCGCACAUGCACCCUUGCCAUAGCCCCGCAUCGUCUGACUCCCUCUCUAGCAGCGGUGGCGCAGAGCUCUCUAUUCGAUCACAGAGCGCUGGGAAGGCGAGCAAAGCCGCUUUGCUGGAGGAGGAGCAGGCCCGUUUGGUACAUCAGCUGAUGCUGCGGCGCGCCGCUGAUGCCGCACCGGAAAGCCUGAAGGUGGUUGACACGCUUUCCACGUCGCCCCCUCACUUCAACCGCAGCACCGCCGGUAAUGAGCACACACAGCCAGGAGCUGCAACGACGGAAGCACCAGCAGAGUUGAAGGUAACGCCGCCCGCCUACAGCACGGCUGAUGUGUCUGAGUUUUACGGUGCGCGAAGCGACACCCUUCAGCUCUACCGUAACCUGCAGUUCACCCAGGAAGUGAGUCAGGCACGGCUGCUGCGCGACUUGGCAGCGCACUGGGACGAUGUGUCCCGGGUGCUUCAGACGGCGCAGGCGUUGCAGCAAGACCGACGGCGCCGGUUACAGCAGAGGCUGCAGGCGCACACCCCAGCGUACACCGAGUCGUUGACUUUGCUUGAGAAGGAGUCCCACGCAAAAGACCUCGACCGCUAUCGCAACAGUGGUGUGCAUAGAAAAGGUACACCGACCAGCAUUCAUGUCGUGACAGGUGCCCCUGUAGCUCCACCGGCAGCCGCCGGGGCGAAUGUCAGCCCUGCUGUUGAUGGAAAAUGGGCACCGUCGACCUCCUUCACAUCCACCCACCCACUGGGGAAGACCGAAGGGAACUCUAAGAAGUGCUCGAGUGCGUCAGAGCACGUGCCGAAGCCGCCUCCGCGUCGCUAA
Messenger RNA from Leishmania braziliensis MHOM/BR/75/M2904, 1887 nucleotides. RefSeq lists its product as hypothetical. The record is from RefSeq and is a predicted model, not a curated record. Lineage: Eukaryota; Euglenozoa; Kinetoplastea; Trypanosomatida; Trypanosomatidae. The coding region runs from base 1 to 1887 and encodes 628 amino acids. Gene Ontology annotation, molecular function: protein binding. The transcript has a single exon.